Eremothecium cymbalariae DBVPG#7215 is the source of this 2007-nucleotide messenger RNA. It is a transcript of the gene CUP2, whose product is annotated as Cup2p. The coding region runs from base 1 to 2007 and encodes 668 amino acids. The transcript has a single exon. Gene Ontology annotation, cellular component: nucleus. Gene Ontology annotation, molecular function: DNA-binding transcription factor activity, RNA polymerase II-specific; copper ion binding; RNA polymerase II cis-regulatory region sequence-specific DNA binding. Lineage: Eukaryota; Fungi; Ascomycota; Saccharomycetes; Saccharomycetales; Saccharomycetaceae. Gene Ontology annotation, biological process: intracellular iron ion homeostasis; positive regulation of transcription by RNA polymerase II; intracellular copper ion homeostasis. The record is from RefSeq and is a predicted model, not a curated record.
AUGGUUUUGGUUAACGGAGUGAAGUAUGCGUGUGAGAGGUGUAUCAGAGGCCACCGGGUGACCACCUGUAAUCACACAGACCAACCAUUAAUGAUGAUUAAGCCUAAGGGGCGUCCUUCUACUACAUGUGCACAUUGCAAGGAGCUUAAGAAGAACAGAAAUAGCAAUCCAUCUGGUGUGUGUACUUGUGGAAGGGAGGAGAAGCGGCGAUUACUGAAGAAGGCGAAGGAAGAGGCAAGAGCUAAGUUGAAGGAGGAGAAAUGUGGAUGCCAUAAUAAAGCUGCAUGCACCUGCCAUAAGUUGAGACAGCGGAAGAGUUCCUCCAAACGGAAACAGAUUGCAGUGAGUGAAAUAGAAAUAGGUGGCAACAGUUUAGGGAUCGAUAAGGUUCCUAGGACGGUUAAUAAUAACGUUGAGGGUUCACUAAAAUCAGGCCAGUUUGCUGGUAAUAGUAAGUUUAGUUUGAUGGGAUCUGUAUUAUCUGUGCAUUCAGUCCAGUCUGGUGAUACAGAUCCUCUUGUUUUGGUUAGCCCGGCACACAGUGGUGUUAGUAAUAAUUUUCAUGGGUCUCAUGCUGGCAAUAUAAGUUGGGAUAAUAAUUCGGUAGCCUCAUCUUUGCAAUCCGAAACUUACCUGGGAGGAAGCAACACUCCCUUAGGGUUAGACCCUUUGCUGAAUAUAAACCCCGUGACGCCCCUGGCUAGGAUGCAUAUGGGUGAAGUGUCCAUUUCAUUGAACGAGGAUAUUCCAUCAGAUCCGGGCAGCAAUAUUCAAUCUACGAAUACGCUAAUGAACCUGAAUGACCGUAUCUCUUUGCAAGACGAUGGAGGCAAAGAGGAGAAGCUAGACUUUUUCACUGAUACGUCUAAGGCUCAAUUAAACUAUAAUGAAUUGAAACAAAAGCGACUACGUAAACCUUUGGAUGUCACGUCUCAGGAUAAUGGUGUUAUGGAAACAACGGGGUUAGUUAGUUCCAAUUCGAUGAGAUCUGCCUCUCCAACUGAAAUAGUAAGUCCAACGGCUUCUUUGUCUACUUCAAAUUCGCGAUUGAGGACUUUGAAUAGUUCGGACUCUAUAUUAUCUUUGCAGACGAAUCGUGGGAAUGGUUAUAAUAAUGCUCAUUACUACCAGAACAUGAUCCAUUAUCCUUUGAAUCAAAAAAGCAGUUUUUCUUUUGCAAAUUCUCCUUCUGUUCAUAGUGUCGAUUCUGUGUCAAGACAAGCUUUCCCUAAUAAUAAUUCCAUUGCUGCAUCAGUGGUACCAUCGGCUAUUUCUACUUCCUACGUUGCUCGAACUUCUUCUAUAGUUCCUGCAACUUCUGGAAACAACCAGAACCAAGGCAACAGAGUUGAAGAAAUGUCUUUGAAUCCAAAUUUUAUUGAUCUUCCCGUUAAUGCAUAUAAAAAUCCUUAUCAUAUUUCGAAUUUAAACAACAAACAAGCUAGUGAACCCCAAAUAUUGAGAGACAACAAUCAAGUGUUGCUACGGCAACAGACCAGACAAAGGUCCGUUAGUAUUCACAAGGAUCAUCGUUAUGACCAAUUUUCUUCUCAGGAACAUCAAUUUAAAAAGACUUCGAUAAACACAUCUAUAAAUUCGACUGGCAUAAAUCCGAAUGAACUUUCGACUUUGGAAAACUCGAAAAGCACCAAAUCAUUUGCUUCAUCUAGUACCGAAUCGAGUGCUAACACAUCAGCUAACCCUAAACCCUGCACUCAUAAGCCAUCAAUGCUAGAAUCUACAUUUACCGCAGAAUUCAAUCAGUUGCUUUCUGAGACCACCAACGCUUUAGAUACAGAAUGUAUCUUUUCAGCUAAUUGUGCCCUAUGGAAUUCUGAUAUCUCUGUCUCUCCCACUGCAGCUACAAUUCGUGGUACAACUUUACCCCAGACAAACCCUGAGAAUACAACUGCUAUUACAGGUACAAGCCAAGAAAAUGCCAAUAAUAUUCUACGAUUUGUGGAUGCAAAUUAUGCCGAUUUGGAUAGUUUGAUAACCAAUUUGUAG